AUGGCGGAUUUUGGUUCUUCGGAUAUGAAGCAGUGUUCUUCCGUGAAGGUGAACGAUCACGUUGUCCUGAAAGGUCGUCCCUGCAAGAUUAUGGAAUGUUCAGCUCCCAAGACCGAGAAAGGCAAGGUGCGUCUAGUUGGUUCUGACGUUAUCACUCAUACCAGCUACGAAGACACCCUCCCGUUAAAACAUAUUAUGAAAACUCUGCCGGGUCAGGAGUUUCAGCUGGUGGAUAUCCUGGACGGGGGGUUCAUAUCCAUCGCUGACAACAAAGGUAAUGUCAGAGACGACCUUAAACUACCGGAUGGGGACUUAGGAAAAGACAUCAAGAUGAGAUUCGAUGAAGGAGAGUUUCCCUUUGUUACCGUCAUCGACGCGCUUGGCCAGGAUGUGGUGGUCUCUGUACGCCAAGAGACAGAUUAG
Messenger RNA from Haliotis rubra (blacklip abalone), 423 nucleotides. RefSeq names its product eukaryotic translation initiation factor 5A-1-like. The coding region runs from base 1 to 423 and encodes 140 amino acids. Gene Ontology annotation, molecular function: RNA binding; translation elongation factor activity; ribosome binding. The record is from RefSeq and is a predicted model, not a curated record. NCBI's taxonomy places the organism in Eukaryota, Metazoa, Mollusca, Gastropoda, Lepetellida, Haliotidae. The transcript has a single exon. Gene Ontology annotation, biological process: positive regulation of translational elongation; positive regulation of translational termination.